AUGGCUCCCCUGCCAGACCCAGACUAGGGUGCUCCUGGAAAGGCGUGCUUCCUGGAAAAGCCGCGGGCCUCCGCGGGCCUCCGCGGACGCUCAUGGACGUUACCUUAAGCUUUUCGCCCCCCCGAUCCCUGAUCUCCAGGUCGAUGUCCCAAGUCGGCCAUCCGGUCUCCAAAAGGUUGAUCCUCCACGUCUCGGAGGAGCCAACCUGAGUCAAGUCGAUAGCCGAGGCGGCUUGGCCAGAUCCAUAUCCCACAAAUUCCCCUCAUUCUAAAACCACAGGGACGCGCGCCCCUGCGCUGUGGCCAUGCUCAUAUCAGAAUGGAUGGGAGCGAAUCAUGGGGCUUAGCCUGCGAAUCCUCUACUUCCUCAGGCUUUUAUUUAUCGCCAUGGACACCGUCCACUGUUGUGAUUUCGCCGAUUGCGAGAUCGAGCGCGAAACCAACCAUUGGGCCUACCGCGAUACUGCUGGAGCGGUAGUCAAUUGAGAGAAUCAUCCCGAUGAGUGGCGUUCCCAACCGCCGCCCUCCCCUGGUCGCCUCUCGCUCGGCCCCUGACAUCUUCCGCCGGCCGAUGGACCCGGCCCCGGCACCGCUGGUGUACAUUAAUGGUUGGCACGGCGUCGGAAAAGAGACGGUAGCCGAGUGUCUGACGCUUCUCCUGGGUAAGGACAAGUCUCUGCUCAUCGACGUCCGCAGCGUCGGACGGGAGACUACCGGCGGCGGCGACAACCGCUACGGCGACGCCGGGCGCAUGUCCAGACACAAUUACCACCGUCGAGACGAGCACUGCCCACCCCUCUUGACUCCGGAGCAUCCGCGCUACCACUCUUUCGACCUCGACCCGGACGCCGACACUCUGGGUCCGCUGCCAUCGUCACCUUCCUUCUCCUACUUCUCCUCCGCCCCUCCGGUCUACUCGUCGGCGACCUCCAGCUCCGGAUCCAUCUCUUCCGACACAACCUUAGCCACGCCCACCUCCCCGGCGUCAGCUGCGCGGCCCGCCAUCAAGACCACAGCCACGUCUCCCGUCCCGAUUUCUGUUACCGACCUCAUGCCCGCUUCUGCCACCGUCAUCUCACCCUCGAAAAACCAUGUCUCUUUUUGCCCAGUCGCCUUCCCGACGAUGAUGACCAAGCCUCUCAACACCACCACCACAACAACGCCAACAACAACAACAAACACCACAAACACCACAAACAUCACCACCUCCCCGCUUCUUCCCAGCCUGCCCCUGACGUCCGAGACUGCAGCUCUCCCAACGGAGGAGGCCCUCCCCGUCCCGACGCCCUGCAGCACCGAGAACCUCGCGGCCCUGCUGGCCUCCCCGGCGAACCGCCGGCGCAUCGCCAUCCUCCCGGCCUGCGCGCCCGACACCCCCGCGGGGCGGGCGGCGCUGCGCACCUUCGAGGCGGCGGCCGCCCGGGCGGGCCGGCCGUUCGCGGGCGUCGUGCUGCGGUGCGGCGAGGGGCCCCGUCGCCCGAGGAGGGGGACGAUGCCGGCGAGGAUGUCGUCGACGACUUCGAUGCCGACGGCGGCGGCGGCGGGUGGCGGUUAUGGUGGCGGUGGUGGUCGUGGUGGUCGUGGUGGUCGUGGUGGUCGUGGUGGUCGUGGUGGUCGUGGUGGUCGUGGGUCAUCACCACCACCACCACCACCAGCAGGAGGCGAGGCAGUGUCGGGCACGGAGGGACGGAGAGAAGACGACGACGGCAGUGGCGACGGCGGGAGGAUGCGGUCGCGGAGCUCACCCAGCCCCGGUGCUGAUGCUAGUGCUGGCGCCGGUGCUGGACCAGGGUUGGUUGAGAAGGAGGAGUGUCGGGCGCAUAGGCACGCCCCCGAGCUGGCGAGGCCGGCCGGGCCCGGGUUGACGGUGGACGUCACAUACGUGCCGGCUUUCGAGGCGGCGCUGCAGAUUGUCGAGUUCGUCAAGGGGUUGGAAGCGGAGCGGGAGGCCGAGCUGUACAAGGACGGCGGCGGCGGCGCCCGCGAGACCGGGGGACUAGGCGGGGAGCGUCUGGUCGCCUGAGCGUGUGAGGGCGUGAACCGGAAGCGUGCAAAGGGAGGGAGCCUGGGAAAGUUUCUUAUUACUCUCCAGUCCCCGCGCGCGCGGGGGCAGGAUGGCGAGACGCGCUGCCUUAUUAUAUAUCGUCCCACAGCAGAGCAGAGCCGAGGCAAGCCCAACGAAAGCCAUGUUUAAGUGAGGGCAGGUGCCCUCCCCCCCCUUUUCCCCCCUGCUGGCAGCUGCGACUACCGAGGCAAUGGCCGAAACGAGGCACGCCGCUCGCCUGGCGAGUUCUAUUGGUCUCCUUCUCAC
Messenger RNA from Thermothelomyces thermophilus ATCC 42464, 2310 nucleotides. RefSeq lists its product as uncharacterized. The transcript has a single exon. The coding region runs from base 499 to 2022 and encodes 507 amino acids. The record is from RefSeq and is a predicted model, not a curated record. NCBI's taxonomy places the organism in Eukaryota, Fungi, Ascomycota, Sordariomycetes, Sordariales, Chaetomiaceae.